Messenger RNA from Striga asiatica, 336 nucleotides. NCBI's taxonomy places the organism in Eukaryota, Viridiplantae, Streptophyta, Magnoliopsida, Lamiales, Orobanchaceae. The record is from the annotation of a GenBank genome assembly.
AUGCAAUUAGGUGCAACCAGUGCUACUGUCUUCUCACCAGGGUUGGAUGGGCAUUUUGGUAUGGCAUGGACAGAAGGGCAGGUGGUGGAGCAAUGGACCUAUUCUAGGGAGGACUCAUCUAGUCUUUCAGUGGAAGAGGAGCUGCUGGAGGUUAGGAAAAGGCUAGAAGAUGGUUUACAUGGGCAAUGGCAGCAGGUGGAAAUCUGCUUCUCCAAUAGAAGGCUGGCUCAGAAUUUGGCAAAAAGAGAGUAUUUUGAUAAUGCAUUAUGUAUUGUAGCAGCUGAUAUUUUUGAACUAUGUAAUAACUUUAGGACUGUUCACUUUGCUUAUUUGUAA